AUGCAUCUCUUCCGCAGGGGCACUGCCUCCCUAUUCAACUCCCGCGACUCCUCCAUCUCUUCGUCCAGAACCGACAUCACCACCGAUGCAGUCGGCGACAAUGCGCUCGCCCCCGAAGGAUUCCGAACAAUCCCUUCAAGCGAUAAGCUUUUCGCAAAUGCCGAUCCAGCCGUAGACGGUGAGGACUGCCUGCACGACUGCGCAACGUGCACAGUCAAAUACCCCGCCAAGUUCGACAUCGACCUCGAAGACGAAUUAUACGGACAGGUCAAUGGCUGGUCGACACACAUGCUCGUCGCCACAGGCAAAUCAGACUGGGUGCGGGACGUAGCAGACGAGGAAGGCAGCGUCAUGGAGGCGAUUGAGAAGGGCGGGCUAGAGCCCAGCAACGGGCGCCUCAAACUCUCAGCAUCGAACAUGCCCGUCCCAGACGAAUACCACACAGCCGAAACAGGCAAGCAGCCGACAAACGUCCUCCUCCUCCCCAGCUUCACGGUAGUCGAGAACGUCACGCCACAGCUAGUCCUCGACCUAAUCCAGAAUUUCAUCAACAAGUCCUUGACAACGACCACGCCCUUAGGCGCCGCACCAUCCCUACCAGAUCAGGCGACACAGUCACAAACUGACCUCCCCCACCCAUCCAAAACCUCCCUCCCAACAUCCCUCACCUCCCACCCAUGCCCACACGCAGCCGUCAUUCUCCUCUGCUCACAGCGCACGCGCGACGCUCGCUGCGGACAAUCUGCACCGCUGCUGCGCCGCGAAUUCGAGCGCCACCUGCGGCCGCUCGGUCUAUACCGCGAUAUGGAUGAUCAGCGACCCGGCGGCGUGGGUAUCUACUUCAUUAGCCAUGUUGGGGGACACAAGUAUUCUGCCAACGUGAUUGUGUAUCGUCGUCGGGACUUUGAUUGGUACAAGCGAGGGCAGGGGGAGGAGGUUAGGGAUGAGGGUGCUGCGCAGGGGAUUUGGUUGGCAAGAGUGCGACCGGAGGAGUGUGAGAAUAUUAUUCGGUACACUGUGCUGCAGGGGAAAGUGCUUAAGCCUGGGAAGCAGUUAAGGGCUGGAUUUGAUCGCGAGCGUGGGUUGACGAGUUGGUGA
Molecule: messenger RNA, 1098 nt
Organism: Penicillium bovifimosum
Lineage: Eukaryota; Fungi; Ascomycota; Eurotiomycetes; Eurotiales; Aspergillaceae
Product: sucrase/ferredoxin-like domain-containing protein
Exons: 2
Coding region: 1-1098 (365 amino acids)
Source: RefSeq, a predicted model, not a curated record